AUGGACACUCGUUUGUUCUCCGCCGUAUCUGCCUCACCACGUUCGCUUUCAUCUCGAUCGCUCUCGGAGUCUUCUGAUGUUGGCACCCCGGAAACCGCGCGAUCUCUUCUCUUCGACGACGGACCAUCCUUUGAGCAUACCGGUUCCAACGGCCCCCAUGUCCUGGUUGUCGGCGGUCUUGGGUAUAUUGGCUCGCACGUGUGUCUUGAGCUGCUCAAAGAGGGCUACAAUGUGGUUGUGAUAGACGACCUCUCGAAUUCGUAUCGGACAGUCCUCGAUCGGAUAGAGAGAUUGGCGGCUGAAUACUGCAAGACGGUAAACAAGCCGUUACCUGCUCUUCACUUUCAUGAAAUCGAUUACCGAAGUCCUGCCAUGCGAUCAGUGCUCCGCCAGUACGAAACCCCUACCUUUACUCUCGAACAAUCCUCCCGGCAAUCGAAAAUCACAGGCGUCAUUCACUUCGCUGCCUUCAAAUCGGUGGAGGAGUCAAUCAAGAAACCGCUGGCCUACUACAAAAAUAAUGUGGCGGGUCUGAUAGACUUCCUGGAGAUACUUUCUGAGUUCAACAUCUACAACUUCGUCUUCAGCUCUUCCGCUACCGUGUAUGGUCGGCUUGCUUCGCAAGGGACCCCAUUACACGAGGAAUCCAUGACGGCAGUGGAUGGGGUUCACGGACUGACUUCGCCGUACGGCCGCUCGAAGUACUUUUGCGAGGCCAUCUUGGACGAUGUUGCGAGAUCCGAUCCCAAAUGGGCUAUCACUGCUCUGCGGUACUUCAAUCCCGUUGGCUGCCACGAAAGUGGAUUGCUAGGCGAAGACCCGCGACAGAAGCCGACCAACCUCUUUCCCUGCAUAACGUCCGUACUCACUGGAAAGCGGCCAGUUCUCGAAAUAUUUGGAACAGACUGGAACACAGCCGAUGGAACCGCUGUUCGAGAUUUCAUACACGUUGUGGACUUGGCCAGAGGUCACAUCGCCGCUCUUGCUGCGGCAGCGGAAGGAAGAGUUGGAGCUUCUUUCCGUACGUACAAUCUUGGAACCGGAACCGGACACACUGUUCUCGAAGUCCUGCACAGUAUAGAAAAAGCGUCCGCUCGCAGCAUUCCUGCGCGAGAAGUCGGCAGAAGAGCUGGGGAUGUAGGAUUCUGCGUUGCUGCGGUGGACAGAGCCGAGACGGAGCUGGGCUGGCGGACACAGAAGUCACUGCAGGAUUGUGCCACUGACGUGUGGAACUACCACGUGGUGAACAACGAAGCUCUGCAAUGCUGA
This is a messenger RNA of Coniosporium apollinis CBS 100218, 1269 nucleotides long. Its product is annotated as UDP-glucose 4-epimerase. NCBI's taxonomy places the organism in Eukaryota, Fungi, Ascomycota, Dothideomycetes. The transcript has a single exon. Gene Ontology annotation, cellular component: cytosol. The coding region runs from base 1 to 1269 and encodes 422 amino acids. Gene Ontology annotation, molecular function: UDP-glucose 4-epimerase activity. Gene Ontology annotation, biological process: beta-D-galactose catabolic process via UDP-galactose, Leloir pathway. The record is from RefSeq and is a predicted model, not a curated record.